AUGGAUUUAAGAAACCUAUCUUCAACUCCGAAUCAGUUAGACUCUGUCAUGCAGCGUCGUCCUUCCUUAUCUUCCCUUUCUUCAACGUCAGGGUACGCUUCUUCCACUUACGGAGGAGCUGGUAAUGGAAAUCAACCUACUAAUCCAACUCCUCAAUUAUCUAAUCAAAGAUUAUCGAGUCAAACAAGAAAUUUUAGUAAUGGGAUGUCAAAUCAACCUCCAAAUGAUAAUUCCUGGUUGCAGCCUCAAAGUACUAACCAAUCUCUGAGCUCAAGUCAUCCCUCCAAUAAUGGCUCGAUCGUUAAUCCUCCAAAACAACAAGUUGUAGCCAAUAAUGUUGGUCCUUGGGUUGAACAACAAAAACAACAACAACAGCAAUCUUUGGGUGGUAUUGAUACUAAGCACCAACAACAACAACACCAACACCAACAACAACAACAACAACAACAACCUUCUAAUGCCACUUCUACGAUGAAUGUUAAUUCUAAUAUCAAUCCUAAUGCCAGUAUGAUUAGUACAAAUGCUGAUCUUGAUGACGUUGAUGAUGAUCACGAUGAUGAUGAUGAAUUAAUUCCAACAGCUAUUGUAAUUAAAAAUAUUCCUUUUGCAAUUAAAAAAGAACAAUUAUUAGAUGUUAUGACUAAAUUAAGUUUACCUUUACCUUAUGCUUUUAAUUAUCAUUUUGAUAAUGGGGUUUUCAGAGGGUUAGCUUUUGCUAACUUUACCUCUACUGAUGAAACUUCCUUAGUUGUUAAUCAAUUAAAUGGUCGUGAAAUUGGCGGUAGAAAAUUAAGAGUUGAAUAUAAAAAAAUGUUACCUUUACAAGAACGUGAACGCAUCGAACGAGAAAAAAGAGAAAAAAGAGGUCAAUUAGAAGAACAACAUCGUUCAACUUCAACUGCUUCUUUAGCUUCUUUAUUAUCUGCUGCUUCAACAACGGCAGCAACUAAAAAUUUAAGUAUUAAUGGCCAACAAUCUUCUUCUCAAACUGAACGUUUAUUUAUUUCUUUCCCAUUCACUAACUUAAAUAUUGGUUUACCUCCUUCAGAGUUAAACUUUAAUGACCCAGAAGUUUUGGAAUUAUAUUCCCAAUUAAUUAUUUAUAGAGAUGACGUUUCAAAAUCUGUUUUUGAAUUAGCUUUCCCCCCAAAUUUACAUUUGGCUCACAGAAAAAUUUUAUCUAUUUUAUGCUCUUUUUUAAAUUUAUUAGAAUUAUUCGAUAAUGGUUUAAUCAUUGUUAGAAGAAAACCUGGUCAACAAUCAAUUCAACAACGUCACCAACAAAAUUUGGGGCCUUUACAUUCUAAUUCAAUGAUGAAUUUAAACCAAUUAUCCGCAAUUGUUUCAAAUCAAAAUCAAAAUUUACCAAAUGGUAAUCAAAACUUACCCCAUCCUCCAGAAUUAUUAAGAUCUCAAUCUCAAUCAGCUUUACCUUUACCAAGAUUAAGACAACAAACUUCAACUCCUGUUCAACAACAAUUUCCUCAAUACCAACAACAUCAAUCCCAACAACAACUGCAACAAUCAACUGGUGGUCCAAAUCAACAAUUGGCUACUCUACAUGCUUCAGUUCAACAACCACCAACUGGUAGAUCUUAUCCCCAAUUUGGUCAAUAUCAACAAACUGGAUUACCUCAAUCCGCUCCUGCAAAUCAAUCAUCUCAAUCAACUACUGCUCCUCCUCCUCAAUUAGGUACUCCAACUACAAGUGCAGCUGCUUUAUUAAGAUCUUCAAAUAAUAGAUCAUUUGUUGAUGUAAGAUCUACCCCUCCCUUAGCUAAUUCAUUUUCCCAAACUUCUCAAUCAGUUAAUGAUUCUCCAACUCCUCAACAUCCUCAACAAAAUACUCAACAUCAUCCUUCCUCUCAACAACCUCCAACUCAACAAACUAUUCACCAACAUCCUUUUUUUUCAAAUAAUCAUUCAUCAUCUCAUUUAAGUCAACCUUCAACACCUUUGGGUAAUAACGAUCUUAACUCAAGAUUUGCUCCAUUCGGUCAACAUACUCAUUUAACUGGAAGUUUUACCUCUUUACAUCCUCCUUCUUCAUCUACCACUGAUGAAUUUCCUGGUGGUUUAAAUGACACUAUUUCUAGUAAAUUUACUGGCUUGAAUUUAGGUGGUCAUCCAUUUGAAAAUCCUGUCGGAACUGGAAGCUCUUCAAACUCUGGUAUUUGGGGUCCUAAAUAAUCAAAAACAGAAAGUUU
Messenger RNA from Hyphopichia burtonii NRRL Y-1933, 2207 nucleotides. RefSeq names its product Pin4p (gene PIN4). Gene Ontology annotation, molecular function: mRNA binding. Gene Ontology annotation, cellular component: nucleus; cytoplasm. The record is from RefSeq and is a predicted model, not a curated record. The transcript is spliced from 3 exons. Bases 1 to 2190 code for a protein of 729 amino acids. NCBI's taxonomy places the organism in Eukaryota, Fungi, Ascomycota, Pichiomycetes, Serinales, Debaryomycetaceae.